Caenorhabditis briggsae is the source of this 888-nucleotide messenger RNA. Gene Ontology annotation, biological process: intracellular signal transduction; protein phosphorylation. The record is from RefSeq and is a predicted model, not a curated record. Lineage: Eukaryota; Metazoa; Nematoda; Chromadorea; Rhabditida; Rhabditidae. The transcript has 4 exons. Bases 1 to 888 code for a protein of 295 amino acids. Gene Ontology annotation, molecular function: ATP binding; protein serine/threonine kinase activity. Gene Ontology annotation, cellular component: nucleus.
AUGUGGUUGAUCGACUUUCUCAAUUGGGUUGCGAGCUACUCACCAUGUGCAAAACCGAAAGUUCCAGCUGUUCUGAAACAGCAAAAUAAAUUCGAGCCAAUAAGAAAACUCGGAAAAGGAACGUUCGGAGAAGUUUGGCUCGUACGUCAGAAAGCGAGCCUAAACUACCUGUGCGCAAUAAAAUAUGUUCCUGGUAGUAGAGUUGAACAAGUUCACACCAACCGAGAGAUCUCUAUUCAUCUGACUUGUCACGGCCACCAAAACGUCAUCAGAAUUCAUAGCCAUCAAAUGAUAAGAGAUGAUUGUCUGAUAGUUGAAGAAUACGCCAAUAACGGAACACUCCACAGCAGAAUCUGCUCUGGUUAUCUCACAAUUGAUUUGGUUCAGCGUUAUUUCAAACAACUGAUAGCUGGCUUGAGAUACAUACAUGAGAAAGGAAUUGUCCAUCAUGACAUCAAACCAAGAAAUCUGCUACUUUCGGUAGACAACGUUCUGAAAAUUGCCGAUUUUGGAUGUUCUAGCCGUUUUCGAGUUUAUGGAAAGUUAAAGUUGAUUACUCAAGCAGUGGGAACAACAAAAUUCUGGCCCCCUGAAUGUUUCGGAAGGUAUGCAUACCAUGCCCAACCAGUUGACAUAUGGUCAGCCGGAAUAGUCCUGUAUUACAUGGUUGCUCGUGAAGUUCCAUGGAAUGCUGCUUCAGAAAAAUGCUAUAAUUACAAUCGCUGGAAACUUCAUCAAACUUUCAAUAAGCAAGUUCUAUGUGUUAAAAACAACGAAGAGAUUCAAAAAACUCUCGGAAGAGUUCUCGAGACUGAUCCAUGCCAACGAGCCACUUUGGCAGAUAUCGAAAAUAGCGAAUUUCAUAAAUGUGUAUAUGCUCGUUACUAA